Planococcus citri (citrus mealybug) is the source of this 2480-nucleotide messenger RNA. RefSeq names its product sodium/hydrogen exchanger 9B2-like. The record is from RefSeq and is a predicted model, not a curated record. Bases 241 to 1845 code for a protein of 534 amino acids. Gene Ontology annotation, cellular component: membrane. The transcript has 11 exons. Gene Ontology annotation, biological process: proton transmembrane transport. Gene Ontology annotation, molecular function: antiporter activity. Lineage: Eukaryota; Metazoa; Arthropoda; Insecta; Hemiptera; Pseudococcidae.
AAAUGCUCUCGACUCCGUGGUCAAGCAUGGAAGCAUCUGCGUGGCUCGAGUUCAUUCAAUUUAGCUGGAUUUCAUUGUCAUGUUUUUGCUCAGCAGGAUCAGGCUUCCGCAAGCUUCCCAAGGCGAGAGUUCUUCAUUAUGGAUGAAAUUACUGCCCAGAAUUUAAAAAAGAUGGCUUUCUUAAUCCAUAGCAAGCAAAUUUGACGGUUGAUUCUUCGCACCCAAUUCCCAUACUUCAAGAUGUUCGAUAUCGAUUUAUCGAACGAGGAACGCCUGGCUCUUCUAGAUUCGGAUACGAAGACUUACGGAAGUUCCGCAUCAGACGAUGGUGAAAAGGGUGCCAGUAUCGAAUUAUCCAAAAAAACUCGCAAUGACCAAGCCGAUGUUGAUGAUGGUGUGAGUGUUGACAGUGCUCAAACCAAAAGCUAUUUAUCCAGAUUGCUCGCAAAUCCAUGCGGUGAUAAUCCCAAAGGUAUAGACAAUGUCACAUUAAUUCUCGGAGCUUUAUUAACAUGGGCCUUCCUGUAUACCAUACUUCGCGAAGAAGUCGAGCCACCAGGAGGGCAACUCUUCAAGUUGAUUUUAUUAAUGGUCCUGAGUCAAUUUUGCGGCUGGUUAAUUUCAUUUCUGCACUUGCCUCCUUUACUGGGGAUGUUACUGUGUGGCAUAGCUCUGCGAAAUGUCGGUUUCUUUCAUUUAACUGGCGUUUAUACCGAUAUUGUUGUGAGCAUAAGAUCUAUAUCGUUGGGGGUAAUAUUACUGAAAGCUGGUCUGGGCCUAGAUGCAUCUGCUCUUAAAAGACUGAGUUUUGUAGUAGCUCGUUUAGCAUUACUUCCUUGUCUCGUUGAAACCGCUGGGAUAGCAGCAGCUGCGUAUUUAUUGAUGAACAUGUCGUGGACUUCGGGAGUAUUACUCGGUUUCGCAUUGGCCUCAGUCAGUCCUGCUGUAGUGGUUCCUUCUUUAUUGGUUCUGAAAGAAAAAGGGUACGGUGAAAAUAAAGGGAUAUCUACGUUGGUCAUUGCUGCCUCAACUAUCGACAAUAUUACCUCUAUUUCUGGAUUUGGAGUAGUACUGAAAAUGCUGUUUUCUCCUGGUGAUUUGUUAUCCAACAUCUUGCAAGGUCCACUCGAAGUUCUUAUUGGUUUGGUGGUUGGAUUAGGGUGGGGGUUCAUUUCAGCCUGUAUUCCUCAUCGUAAUGAGAAUCAUUUGGUGGUUAAACGUUCCAUUAUGGUUGGCGGAGGUGGACUCGUAUGUGUCCUCGGUGGUCAAAUGUUUGGUUAUUCGGGGUCUGGAACGUUAGCGGCGAUCAUUUCAUCGUUUUUGGCAUCCCUAUGUUGGAAAUGGCAAGGAUGGUCGAAUAAUUAUAAUCCAGUUGGAGAUAUUUUUGGUAAAAUGUGGCUCAUUCUUCAGCCCUUGUUUUUUGGAUUAAUUGGCACCGAGGUGAAAUUAAACGCUAUCGAUGUGAAUUUAGUUUUGCAAGGAACGGCAAUCAUAGGAUUUGGCUUACUUGUUCGUUCGAUUACAUGCGGUAUGAUGUUAUUUGGAGCCAAAUUGAACCUGAAAGAAGUAUUUUUCGUUAUUUUAGCCUGGUUACCUAAAGCAACAGUUCAGGCUGCUCUCGGACCACUGGCUUUAGAUAUGGCUAAAAAAACCCACCAAGACGACGCCAUUCCCUGGGCUCAAAAUAUACUCACCAUCGCUAUACUUUCUAUCGUCAUUACUGCUCCAAUCGGUGCUGUGGGUAUUUCAGUCGGAGGCCCGAAACUCCUCAGUAACCAGCCACCAAAUAAAAAGUAUCCGAACGAGUUGCCUGUUCAAAGGACCAAAGAUGAAGAAAGAGUUUAAUUAAUAGUGUCGGGCUUGAAAACACAAGCGGGAUAUGUUGAAGCGCCUUUAAUUUUGCGUACUUACGUAUUUUUAAAAAAUAUCUGUGAUACAUAUUACUCGUAUUUGAAUUCUUAGGAAUUCUGCAAUACCUAUUAUUUUUAUGUUUGUUUCGUUCGAGAGGACGAGUGAAUUGAAUGAAUCGUUGGGGUGAAAAUUCAUUUUAAAAAACGCGUUCAAUUUUUUUUUUUUUGGGGGGGGGGGGUCACUCGAUGGGUGAGUUUGUGAGCAGGUAAGUUUGAAAGGCCUUUUUGCUUAUUUCGAGCUAUAUCCAACAAAAUUUUCUAAACGCUUUUUUGAAUAUGUAAAUCAUUUUAUGGGUGAAUUGGUAACUUGAGAAGUUUAGAUUGUGUAAAAUAGUAGAAUUGAGUUCUCGUGAGUGGGACUGGUGUCUAAUGUGUUAAUUUAUUCCAUGGAUCCUCGCCUAAAUGUUUUUGAAAACAAAUUAAGUACGGUUUUUCAAAAAGUUCAAGCACGGAUUUCAGUGCUCAGUUAUAAGUUACGUGAUGAAAUUUUGUUCAUAUCGAGAAUUGUUACCUUAUUUCGAAUAGAUUUGCUCAAAGUCUCGAUAAUAAAGUGUUUUUGCACAAAUACAA